Trametes versicolor FP-101664 SS1 is the source of this 1458-nucleotide messenger RNA. RefSeq lists its product as uncharacterized. The record is from RefSeq and is a predicted model, not a curated record. Bases 115 to 1458 code for a protein of 447 amino acids. The transcript has 2 exons. Lineage: Eukaryota; Fungi; Basidiomycota; Agaricomycetes; Polyporales; Polyporaceae.
UCGUCUCAUCCGCGAAUACGAGUGGUGCCCUUAGGCAAGACUUGGUUGACAGAUACCGCACCACCAAUUUCUCCCUCAAACUGAUACAGGGUCACUGCUCAAGUUCUCAAUGUGAUGGACGGCUACCCUCUCGAGAUACAGAUGCUCAUCUUCGAGUUUGCGUGUACCGACGGCGGAUCCGCCGGCCGGGCCCUUGCCCUCGUCUCACGAGCCGUUCGAGCACUAUCCUACCCGUACCAGUGGAACUCUCUUGCGAUUUACGGCUAUGGACAGGCAGCAGGUUUUGCAAAACUUCUCUACUCGCAGCAACCCGCCCUAGGCCUCCCUCAUCGACCGGUUCAUCACCUGUUCGUUAGCUCCCGACCUGCCCAGCACGCGGUCGACUACAACCACUUUCAUAUGCCGCAUACGUGGCCAGGCGUUGUACGCGGCAUUUUACGCCAUGCCGCUCCGACGUUGAGGACGCUUGCGAUGAUCAGCCUCGAGGCUCCCAUGGACAGCGCAAUAAUCCUUUCCCAGGCGCUUUCUCUUCAUUACCCCUGCCUGGUCGAACUGACAAUCCGAGGGCGAUGCACGCCGGAGCAGCUGGAGCAGGCGAAACGUUACUACGUUGUCGCGACCGCCGCUGUUGCUGACGAAGAGGCUAACGACGCGGUGUGGCCCUCGAUACCGAGUCUUCGCCGGUUACAUUUGGUUUGUGCAUUUAAUGGCCUAGGACGAAGUACCCGACCCGAGCAUGCGCUCAUCCAUCAGUUGGCACCCUCCCUUACACACCUUCGCUUCACCGUACUUGACCUUUGGGGCAGCAAGCGCAUAGCGGAGAUCGUCCAUGCUGAAUGCGCACAAAGUGGUAUCAUGGACCCAUACAUCGAACUAGGGGACCCUUCCUCCCCGAACGUCGCAUCAGGAUCCUCCACAGUCCGACCAUACCCCACGAGGCCCCUAGUCACCCGCAUUCCCCAUAGCGCUACCCCCCUUGCGACCCAGCCCACCUUCAACCCCUCAGGCCCUCUUCUGAAAGCCUCUCGAGUUACGUGGGACCGAGUUCUCCCGCCUGCCGAAACCCUCGAGCUCUUCGUGUUCCAACCGCCGCCCGUCUCGAAUACCGACUUCUACUGCUCCUGCUGCAUGGACGCGCGCGGGGACCGUGACGUGAUGCGCGUCUUUGAAGCGUUGGCGCGCGCCUCGGACGGACGGUUCCUAUAUCUCCCCAGUCGCGUGAGGACGGUGUACGGCUUCGAGGAAGCGGAGGCAGAUUGGCUUGACCGGGUGAAAGGUCUGCAAGGCUGCUGGGCCGCCCGCCAAGAAGUCCCUGUGCAUCGAGCCGCUGUAGCUGCGGCCGUAUCUCCUGCUUCUCCUGCUUCACAGCCCGUUCUCGACCGGCGAGCGAGCGGGAAACGCAAACGCGUUACGUUGAAGUCUGUCGUGAAGCGCCUCCAAAAGGUGAAGUUCUGGUGA